Molecule: messenger RNA, 1038 nt
Organism: Melampsora larici-populina 98AG31
Lineage: Eukaryota; Fungi; Basidiomycota; Pucciniomycetes; Pucciniales; Melampsoraceae
Exons: 2
Coding region: 1-1038 (345 amino acids)
Source: RefSeq, a predicted model, not a curated record
AUGGGCUUACCUUCGCUCUUCAACCGAUCUCAAUCUACCUCCAACAUUACUCCUCCUCCGAGUCAAUCACGCAUUCUACAACCGUCCUUGAAUUUACAUCAUCCACUGCGUGCCCGGUCUGCGACUCUCGUCACCAUAACCAAUCAACCUCUUACCCGGUCGUCGAAAUCCGCGCUACCCAAAUCUCAAAAGAAAAAAGCUUCUUCAAUUCCCCGUCCCAAAACAUCAAGAGGUCUCCAGGAUGGCAACAAGGAGAAUAUCGAUCCUAAUAACCCUCAGCUACAGGACGGGAUGUUUGGAAAUUACCGGCACCAAACAUUACAUUAUCAGAUGCUGGCAGCCUACCUUCUUCCCUCGUCAUCUGACAAUCAUCCCAACUCGAAGCCCGAAUCCCUCAAUGUUAUAGAUGGCAGUUUACCCAUCAUCUCUCCCCGAGCCUCAUGUUCCCAAAAAGAACACUCAAGCAUGUUGCAAGUUGAACAAACUCCGCCAUUCAAGCUUGCGCCAGCUAGAAAUCCAAACAGCUCAGUAUCGUCGUCAAUUUCAUCAGUCGGGGCCACGUCCAUGUUUUCCAUAAAUUCUACUUCAAGUUUCUCUACAACUGCUACUACCGUUCAGUCCUGUGAAAUCACACCCAAAGCCAAUUUCCAUCCUAAUGUAUCCUGCCUUGAGACGUAUCUUGGCCCCUCCAUUCGAAAUGAACUGGUAGAUGACGACUCGUGGCUUCUUACAGGCGUAAUUCAUUCACCUGCGUCACAUACCGGCAUUUCCUACAUGAAGAGUCUCGAUUACAAGACAAGAAACCUCAAAGGGUUGAAGAUCGACACAGUGGCGGAAUCGGAUUCAAGUCUACCCACGAUGAAGGAUUUCAAAAUGCAUGAGGUCGAACCGGAAGCUGAGAAUACCAUUCAGUUUGUUGAAAGCAAAGUCCAUAGCCCAGGAGGUGUUUGGACCGCUGGGUCACCUUAUCAAGCCUUCUUGACUCCUCCACUUGUCUCUACCCCAUCAUCACCUUUCCAAUUUCACAAUCUUGAAUGA